Messenger RNA from Hibiscus syriacus, 1743 nucleotides. RefSeq lists its product as uncharacterized. The transcript has 7 exons. The record is from RefSeq and is a predicted model, not a curated record. Lineage: Eukaryota; Viridiplantae; Streptophyta; Magnoliopsida; Malvales; Malvaceae. The coding region runs from base 346 to 1311 and encodes 321 amino acids. Gene Ontology annotation, biological process: regulation of asymmetric cell division.
UCAUAUGAAGAGAAAUGACAAAACGUUUAUGUUUACAAAUUGGAAGUUUAUGGUUACUGAGUUUGAAUUUAUGGUCUUAUUGAUAUUUAAUGUUCUGAGCUGUCCAUUUAUUUCUCAACCUUUUUGCUUUUUCUUCUCGUUCUUGGACUGCCUCUUUCCUUUUAAACAUCCAUUUGGCUCAAUUAAGAAAAUGCAGAAAACCAGUCUGGGUUUUUCCUUGGCUGAUUCAAGGCGACUUUGGACGUUUAAGUGAACAAUUUGUUUUGGCUAAGAAUUAGUACCAGCAGAAGCAAAUUUUUGCAUUCCUUUUACCUUGUUUGAUUGCCUUGUGAACUCUACGUAGGGAUGAGAACAUAUAAUGUAGAGACCAAUUCAGAAGUUAAUGGGGAAGUAGAGAAGGAUGGAGUUGGCCAUUUCACGUCUUGGAAGAAUCCGAUACAAAGAGCAUCAUAUACUGCCAGUCCUAGUGAAGCAGAAACAAAGGCAGUAAACUUAGUUCAUGAUAUGAGUGAGACCUUUCCCGCAUCUGAUGCACCGGAGCUGGUUGUUUUUAUUCAAGAGAGUGAUUAUCAGUCAAUCAAGGAUAUCUUCGUUGACAGGGAAGUUUCUUCAUGGAGUCGAUUGAAUAGAAGUGAAAAACCUGGAAAACCUCCAGGGAUAAUGUCCUCUAUUUCCAAUGAGAUUGAACAUGAUUUUCAGAAAUACGUAAGGAAAAGACAUGCUCUCGAGGACUUAAUGAAGGAUGGUGAAGAAGAUUCCGGUGGAAGAGACGAUCACUUGCAUGAUAAGUCCAUCAGAAAUAUGGCAUCCUGGACGUGGCACGUGAAAGAGCUCCAAAUAGGAGAUUCAGCUACAUUGAAGCCAAUGGAACCAUCUGUGACUAAAACAACGGAAGACCGAGGAGUGGAAGCCGAGAGUGGAAGCACCAUUCAUCUUUCUGAUCCAUCUUUAAAUACCAUGAGUAGCCUUGAGGAAUUUAUGCAAGGUUCAGGGUGUCAACAGCCACAUAAAACCGAGGGUUUAUCAAGGACCGAGGAUAGGAUGUCAAGAAGCCUAACAGGUUCUGGACAAAGCAUUGUCAACGAAAUUGCUCAUGACGAUUGUUGUCCGUUUACAACAAGUCCUCUUUCAGGACAGAUACCAUGUUCCAGCAGCGAUUCUCUGCGAUCAAGUAGUAGCACUACCAGCUCUCAUUCGUUUGCUUUCCCCAUACUGCCAUCGGAAUGGAGUGGCAGUCCAGUAAGAAUGGCAGAACCUGACCCGAAACGGCCGAGGAAGCACCAAAGUUGGAGAACAUGUUUUCUCUGCUGAUUCCAAAAGCAUCAUGCUUUUCAACAAUGGUGUGAUACUAAAUGAUAAAUCUAUAAAUGAUGCUCUUCAAUUGUCAUACAAAGAGUUCUUUUACCUUCCAACAAAUAAGACAAAGAUUGUCUUUUGUCUCUUUAUACUGUCAAUGACACGAGUUCAAAUUUAUACAAAUCAUCUGCUGUUCCAGAUUUGUAUUGUUUUAUGAAAGUUUUACCAGAGAAUCAGUAAUGUCCUUGAUUUUUGUCAAGGGAUUGAUGACCCAGUUUCUGCCGAGUGAAUAUGUAGGUAGUAGGAGAAUCAUACUCCAUAAUGCUCAUGUCCGAAUAUGUAUCGGAUAUGGACACUCUUGUACUAGGUAAUCAGGUUUUCAUCAAUGGUGCUUUUGAGUCCAUAGGUGGCUUAAGAAAACGGGCAGCAGUCGUCCUCGAUUUCGAC